Molecule: messenger RNA, 699 nt
Organism: Miscanthus lutarioriparius
Lineage: Eukaryota; Viridiplantae; Streptophyta; Magnoliopsida; Poales; Poaceae
Source: the annotation of a GenBank genome assembly
AUGUCCGCAGGUGCUCCUCCCUCCUCGCUCGAUACCCGCUCCUCUCGAGUCGUCGUCCCCUCGGCUCCUGUUGCGAUGCUGAACCCACCUCUGGCCCUACCCGCGGCGGCGGAGGAUGAGAAGCGUCCCUCGCCGCCGUUGAAGAUGAAGCUGCUAUUUCCGUAUGCCGUGAACUGCGUGUUCGGCGGCAUGGGCCGCGCCUGGGGCAUGGCUAUGGUCGGGCUCCACAUUGUGCUCUGCAUCGUCAAGGUACUCUCCUUCACUACAGAUCCCGAGCUGGCCCGCUUCUGGAUACCUAUCUUCCGCGUCUGGGUGUACCUCGGCAUCGCCUCCAUGGUGCUCAUGACGUGCGUGGACAUCGUCUACUACAUGGUGAAGCUGCUUUUUCCGUACGCUGUGUCCUGCGUGUUCAGCGGCAUGGGCCGCCCCUGGGGCAUGGCGAUGAUCGGGCUCCACAUUGUGCUCUGCAUCGUUAAGGUCCUCUCCUUCACUACAGACCCCGAGGUGGCCCGCUUCUGGAUACCGAUCUUCCGCAUCUGGGUGUACCUUGGCUUGGCCGCCAUGGCGCUCAUGACGAGCGUGGACAUCGGUUACUACUUGUAUGGGUUGUAUGCCUUGAAGUUCGAUCCGCCACAGCAGCAGCUGGCAGCGGCAGUGGUGCAGCUCCCGCCUCCACCUCCAGAGAUGGACAUGUGCUAG